Oncorhynchus gorbuscha (pink salmon) is the source of this 2273-nucleotide messenger RNA. RefSeq names its product tyrosine-protein phosphatase non-receptor type 20-like. The transcript has 9 exons. NCBI's taxonomy places the organism in Eukaryota, Metazoa, Chordata, Actinopteri, Salmoniformes, Salmonidae. Bases 241 to 1281 code for a protein of 346 amino acids. Gene Ontology annotation, molecular function: protein tyrosine phosphatase activity. Gene Ontology annotation, biological process: protein dephosphorylation. The record is from RefSeq and is a predicted model, not a curated record.
CUCUCUCUCUCUCUGUGUGUGUGUUUUGUGUAGGAGAGCUGUACCAGUAUACCCUCUCAUCUGGCUUGUUGCCUGUCUAGCAAGAGUGUGGCUAACUUGCUGCAUGAAGCCUCUGACAGGAACCAAAUCUCUGUGACGACAUUGGGCGAACCUAUCACGGGCAGCAAGAACAGCCAAUCAGACGGCUGGAGCAGCGUGGAUGAGGAUGAUGGGGCGUUUGAAGCUAAUGGUCAGGAGGCGAUGUCACCUUCCAAAGGCCCCCUUAUAGUUUCAGAAGAAGAGUUGGCCAGCCUAGCCAUGAUCAGUCCAGCUAAAACCAGUCAAUACUCUGGGCCCAGAGUGAAAGCCCUGAUACAGAUACUACAACAUCAACUAGACCAGCAAGAACUGGUCCGAGAGUUCAUGGCCUUGGAGCAUCUACAGCCAUUUGAUAACUGUCUGGUGGGGAAAGCUCCUGAGAACCGGGAGAAGAACCUCUACCGGGACAUCCUGCCCUAUGAUAAGGCGCGUGUUCUAGUGGGUGAUAACCAGGACUAUAUUAACGCCAGUUAUAUCCGUAUGGAGGUUGGCAGUGAGGAGUUAUUCUAUAUCUCCUGCCAGGGUCCUCUGCCCUCCACCAUGCCUGACUUCUGGCAGAUGGUCUGGGAGAACAGGUCUGAUGUGAUAGCCAUGAUGACCCAGGAUGUGGAGAGAGGCAGGGUGAAGUGUCACCACUACUGGCCAAAGAAGGUUAGCUGUCCCCUGGACACGGGACCCUUCCAUCUCAGCUUGGAGAACCAGCAGAUCCAGGAAUACUUCCACAUCAAGAUCAUCCGCAUGGUGGAGAAAGAGUCUGGUAAGACCCACUUUGUCCAUCACCUGAAGUUUACCCGUUGGCCUGAUCACGGUGUGCCGCAGUGUUCAGAGCAGCUGGUCAGGUUUAUCCGUUACCUCCGAGCGGUCCACCAUAAAGGACCUGUCACUGUACACUGUAGUGCUGGAAUAGGACAAACAGGAGUACUGAUCUGCACCGAUGUCAUACUGAGUCUCAUAGAAUACGAUCUCCCGAUCAAGGUCAGUAGCAUUGUUAGGGAGAUGAGACUGCAGCGAUAUGGCAUGAUUCAGACCAAGGAACAGUACCUGUUCUGCUACAAGUUAUGGUUGGAGGUUCUACAGGGCAUCCUGCAGCUGCAUGGUAACCGAUGGCAUUCUGAGAGCACCCGCAAAUUGCAACCUGAGAGCCCCCGCAAAUUGCAACCUGAGAGCCCCCCGCAAACUUAUGGGCCCUCACAAACACAGUAGCCGAUGGCAACCCGAGAGCCCCCAUGAAGAUAACCAAUUUGUUUAACCAGUUACUUCCCACCUUCCCAAAGAAGAUACCUUAUCAAUGAAGAUGUGUAAUAUUUGAAUAGUUGACUGUGUAAGUUAUACAUUUGUUAGCAGUUUAAUUUGUUAUGAGCACUGUAAGUAUGUGUUUUAGCCAGCUACUUUAUUUGUUGUCAUGCCUAACAUGACUAUUAACAGUUGGCUAUAGCACAUAUAGAUGGAAGACCAGGCUAUGUUUCUGCAGUGUUUUGAUAUUUGGGUUAUGCAUUUAUUGAUGGAGGUAGACAUUCUUACUGUUGGGUCUUUCUGUGUUCUCAAACUGUGAUUAUAGUAUUUAAAAAAUUGUGAAAUAAGUGCAUGUUAAUCAUUUAUUAAUUCUGUCCAUGACUGAAACCAAAAGUGAAUAGAAUCAAGUGCCUUGGAAAGACUUGCAGCUUUAUGUGACACUGAUUAAUGAUCCAGGUUUCUGGGGGUGAAUCCAAACAUGUGAUCUUGGAGUGCUAAGAGACUCACAUUUUUGUUUGUUUCACCCCCAGAAACCAGGUUUGAUUGAACAGUAACCUCAGUACAAAUGCUCUGUGUGAUUCUGUAAGGAAUGUCUGUCCGAUACUGUUUUUGUUCAAAUCUUGUUGUCCCAAAACUCUGAUUCACUGUGUGUGAAUUUUGCAGCACAAUAGUGAAACUCUAUUCAUUUUGCAGUCUAAUCUCUAUGACCACUGAGCAAGUGCUUGAAGUUUGAAAUAUAAUGGGGGUCAAAUGCACAAAAUCAUUGUACAGUAACAUCACCAUUGUAGUUGCAGUUUCAGUAGCAUGAUAAUAUGCUUUAACAUUCACUACCAGUACAGUAUAGCCUCGGUCUGAUCACUGAUCUGUCAGGACCCGGUUACGAACCCGGGUCUCUGGAGUGAGAGACAGUCACUCAACCAACUGAGCCACGAAUAGUCGGUAGAACCCAGAAGAUGAGGCAG